AUGACCGGGCUCCAGCCGGUCGACCGGCCCGGCCAGCUCAGUCCGGCGGCCUGGCAGGCGGUCGACUUCAUCGCGCCGCCGCUCUGCGCCUGCUGCGGCGUGCCCUUCGAGGUGGAGCUGGGGCCGGAGGCGCUCUGCGGCGCCUGCGCCAAGGCGCCGCCCGCCUACGACCGGGCGCGGGCGGUGAUGCGCUACGACGAGGGGGCGCGUCCGCUGGUCCUGCGCUUCAAGCACGCCGACCGGACCGAGGCGGCGCCGGCCUUCGCACGCUGGAUGCUGCGCGCCGGCGCGGCCCAGUUCGAGGCCUGCGACCUGAUCGUGCCGGUGCCGCUGCACCGCUGGCGGCUGUUCCGCCGCCGCUACAACCAGGCGGCGCUGCUGGCGCUGGAGCUCGGCCGCCUGAGCGGCCGCCCGGUGGUACCCGAUCUGCUGCAGCGUCGGCGCAACACCCCCAGCCAGGGCCGGUUGAGCCGCGCCCAGCGCGCGCUCAACGUACGUGGCGCCUUCGCGCUGGCGCCGCGCCGGGCGGCGCGGGUCAAGGGCGCGCGGGUGCUGCUGGUCGACGACGUGCUGACCACCGGCGCCACGCUGGAGGCUUGCGCGCGCGUGCUGCGGCGGGCCGGGGCGGCCCGCGUCGAGGUGCUGGUGCUGGCCCGGGUGGUGCGCCCGCUGCAGGCUUCCCAGAUCGGAGGACCCAUGGCCAAGAUCGAGGUCUAUUCCAGCCUCUUCUGCCCCUUCUGCUUCCGCGCCAAGAAGCUGCUGAAGCAGAAGGACCAGGAGUUCGAGGAGAUUGACGUGCUGGCGCAUCCGGCGCGCAAGAAGGAGAUGAUCGAGCGCGCGGGCGGCCGCACCUCGGUCCCGCAGAUCUUCAUCGACGGGCACCAUGUCGGCGGCUGCGACGAGCUCUACCAGCUCGAGGCCGAGGGGCGGCUCGACCCGUUGCUGCAGGGCCAGCCGAUGACCUCCGGCGACGCGCUGGAGGCCAACAUCGCCGCCGCCAGCGCGCUGAUCGAGCAGGCGGCGGACGCGGGGGCGGCCUUCGUCGCCACGCCCGAGAACUGCACGCUGAUCGCGCCGAAGAAAGCGCGCAUGCUGGCCGCCGCGCAGCCGGAGGCGACGCAUCCGGCGAUCCCGGUCUUCGCCGAGCUGGCCGCGCGCCACGGGCUGUGGCUGCUGAUCGGCUCGCUGACCGUCAAGUUGGACGCCGAGACCUGCGCCAACCGCUCGCUGCUGUUCGGCCCGGACGGCGCGAUCGUGGCGCGCUACGACAAGAUCCACAUGUUCGACGUGGAGAUUCCGGACGGCCAGAGCUACCGGGAAUCCGCUACCUUCCGGCCGGGCGCAGAGGCGGUGCUGGCCAGUCUGCCCUGGGGCGGGCUGGGGAUGACGGUCUGCUACGACCUGCGCUUCCCCGCGCUCUACCGCAGCCUGGCCCAGGCGGGUGCCAGCUUCCUGUCGGUGCCGGCGGCCUUCACCCAGUUCACCGGCCAGGCCCACUGGCACGUGCUGCUGCGCGCGCGGGCGAUCGAGACCGGCUGCUUCGUGAUCGCGCCAGCCCAGUGCGGCGAGCACGCCGGCGGCCGGCGCACCUACGGCCACAGCCUGAUCGUGGCGCCCUGGGGCGAGGUGCUGGCCGACGGCGGCGAGACGCCGGGCCUGGUGCUGGCCGAGAUCGACCCGGCCAAGGUGGCCGAGGCGCGGCGCAUGGUGCCGGCGCUGACCCAUGACCGGGCCUUCGCCCUCGCGCCGAUCCGCGGGUUUCUCGACGCGCUCGGCCUGUCCUGCCGCCCGGGUCCGGUGCCGGCCGACAGCUUCCUGCCCGGCGUGGCGCUGCAGGGCGGCGCGCUGCUCUACGACGCGCAGCGCCUGGGCUCGCCCGGUGAUCUGCUGCACGAGGCCGGGCAUAUCGCGCUGGUGCCGGCGCGCUUCCGCGCCCGGCUCGACGACGACGUGGAUGCGGUGAUCGCGGAGCUGCUGGCCGGCGCGGCGCCGGGCGGCCUGGCGCCGCCGGCCGCCGCCGAGCGCGAGGCCCUGGCGCACACCGAGGUGAUGGCGAUCGCCUGGUCCUACGCCGCCGCGCGGCGGCUGGGCACGCCGCUCGACUGUCUGUUCUGGCCGGGCACCUACCGCAUGCCCGCGGGCCAGACACCCGACGCCCUGGUGGCGCAGAUCGAGCAGGGCUUCUUUAUCGGCAUCCAGUGGCUGGCCCGCUUCGGCUACUGCGCCGCGCCGCCGCCUUUCGGCGACCCGGCCGAUCCCAGCCCCUUUCCGGCCAUGCGGCUCCCGCCGGGCGGCGAUGCGCUGCACGCAGGCGGGCCGCGGGGCGGCGACCUCCAGGUCCUCGUAGGCGAGCACGCGCAGCCGGCCGUGCACGGCCUCCAGCAGCUCGCCGGGCUGCAGCAGGAAGUCGGGGUUGCGCGGCCGGCCGAAGGCUGCGUUGCCGGCCGCGAAGGUCUCGUAGAGCAGCAGCCCGCCGGGGGCCACCGCCGCGACCAGCGGCGCCAGCAGCGGGCGGUGCAGGUAGUUGGUCACCACGACGCCGGCGAAGCGGCGGCCGGCCAGCGGGAAGGGACGCCCGUCCUCCAGGUCGACCUCCAGCCGCUCCAGGCCGGGGUGCGCGGCCAGGUCGGCCAGUCCCGAGAGGUCGCGGUCGACCGCCGUGACCGCCUGGCCGCGGCCGAGGAACAGGCGGGUGUGACGCCCGCCGCCGCAGGCCAGGUCGAGCACCCGGGCGGGGGCGGCCUCGUCCGCCGGGCCGCGCGGGAUCAGCGGCGCGAAGCGGCAGAUCCAGGCGGAGGGCGGCGUGGGCCCGGCCGGGCCGGCGUCGUCCGGCGCGGCUUGGCCGUGGGCGGCGGGGGCGCCUGCUGCUGCGGGCGGGUCCUGUGGUGCGGGCAUGGGCGUGGCCCUCCCUCGCCUGUUGCCGAUUGA
This is a messenger RNA of Symbiodinium necroappetens, 2928 nucleotides long. NCBI's taxonomy places the organism in Eukaryota, Dinophyceae, Suessiales, Symbiodiniaceae. The record is from the annotation of a GenBank genome assembly.